Cylicostephanus goldi is the source of this 378-nucleotide messenger RNA. NCBI's taxonomy places the organism in Eukaryota, Metazoa, Nematoda, Chromadorea, Rhabditida, Strongylidae. The record is from the annotation of a GenBank genome assembly.
AUGAUUGCUGGCGGGACCGGCAUAACGCCAAUGCUGCAGAUAAUUACAGCCAUACUCAAAAAUGUUGACGAUAAGACUCGGAUUAGUUUACUUUUUGGCAAUCAGUCUGAAGAAGAUAUCCUCUGCAGGAAGGAACUAGAUGAUCUGGCUUCGAUGCAUAGCGAUAGGUUCACUGUCCGGUAUACUGUUGAUCGUCCCCCGGAAAACUGGAAGUUUUCCGUUGGUUUCGUGAAUGAUGAAAUGAUCAAGGAGCAUCUCCCACCUCCUUCGGAUGACUCUGCUGUGUUCAUGUGUGGGCCUCCACCGAUGAUCACUUUCGCUUGCAAUCCAAGUCUUGAUAGGCUCGGCUAUAGUGUUAACAAUAGAUUCAACUUUUGA